AUGGCCCUGUCCCUGGCCCUCAAGGUCAACCACUCCCUGCUGCGCCUCGACCUGGACCGCGAGCCCAAGAAGGAGGCGGUGAAGAGCUUCAUUGAGACGCAGAAGGCUCUGCUGGGAGAGAUCCAGAACGGCUGCAAGCACAACUUCAUCCUGGCCAAGGAGAAGGAGGAGCAGGAGCAGAAGCUGCAGCAAUCGGCUUCCAUGGCCGAGAUCGCCCCGGCCGAGGCUCUGGAAGCGGCUCCCGCCGAGCCCAUCCCGGAUGGAAGCCCCGGAUCCGCGCGGGAUGAGGGGCAGGAAGCUGAGAACGGGGACACGGAGCCGGCGGAAGGGGAUGAGGAGCAGGGCAAUGACCGGGAUGAGGGGACGGACUCGGACACGGCCACGGAUGAGGAUGAGGAUGAGGCCGCUGCUCCCUCGGGAAGGAAGGAGCUCCCUGACUCCUCCGGCGGUGUCCUCGUGUCGCCAGCCCCGAGCAUCCCUAGGGAUGCUCCCUCCGGCCCCGGGAACGCCGUGGAUCCCGCUCCGUGCCGGGGAGCCGAGAGGAGGAUUUCAGUGUCGAGCCCCGGCCGGGGCCACAAGGUCUUUGUGGUGACGCGGGUGGAGCCGGGCCCGGAGCGGGAUGAGGACGCUGAUCCCAGCGGGAAUACCGAGCUCCAGCCCUGCUCCAAUGGAGCCGGAGCCGAGGCUCCCGCCGGAGCCGAGGCGCUUCCCAACGGGCUGAAGGUGGAUUUUGCACGGGCGCUUCCGGAGGCGGCCUCGGAAAACGAUGGGAAACUGGGAAGUUGGGGAGCAGAGCACGAGUUGAGCUGCUCCAAGAACGCGCAGGAGCUGGAGGAGCUGCUCCUCGAGGCCAGCCAGGACACGGGGCAGGAGCUGCCCUGAGCACCCGUCCGUGGGACGGAGCCUCCGCGAUGGUUUUCUCCUCUUCCCCAUGGAGCAUCCAAGGCUGGGCUCCAGGACCAAGGGGUUCUUCCAAACCAAACUCCUGUUGCCCCAGCCCAUUCCCAGCCCUCGGCCUCUUCCCCGCGUUCCCGAGCGGAAAGGCAGGACGGCAAAGAGGGAAAAGCCCCCGGAUGGGUUCAUCCCCAUGGACACUACAAGGCACCUUCGCCUCCCCUUUUCCCCUCUUUCUCUAUGGAGGAGAUUCCCACACUACAGGGACCGAGGUGGCGGAAUUCCCGCAGGAUUCCCGGGCCAGGCCGUGGCAUUCCCAGCCACUCUGCUUAUUUAUUUGGAAUUCCUUCUUUUCCUUUCGUUUUCGGGCUCUAUUUAUCAUCAGCUGCACCGUUCCUACCUGGGGAUGCUCUUAGAAUCCAGCAACUCCUUCCAUCUCAAUUCCUGCCUUUGGGAAUACCGGGAAAACAACCCCUACACCCCCCCCCCCCCCCCCCCUCGCAGCCAAAGUGGGGAACCCCUCUUUUUGAGUGGGAAUCAGGAUCCAAAGCGGGGCUGCUUCCAGGUUGGGAUUCCCAGCGUUGGGAAUGCCGUUCCCAAGGGCCGGGCUGGAUUUCUCAGGGAGGGGGACGAGGACUCGGCGCUUUGUCUUUCUUAAGUGCAAUAAAUCUAUCAGGGA
Messenger RNA from Pezoporus occidentalis (night parrot), 1573 nucleotides. Its product is annotated as protein phosphatase 1 regulatory subunit 37-like. The record is from RefSeq and is a predicted model, not a curated record. The transcript has 4 exons. NCBI's taxonomy places the organism in Eukaryota, Metazoa, Chordata, Aves, Psittaciformes, Psittacidae. Bases 1 to 882 code for a protein of 293 amino acids.